Botrytis fragariae is the source of this 801-nucleotide messenger RNA. RefSeq lists its product as uncharacterized. Lineage: Eukaryota; Fungi; Ascomycota; Leotiomycetes; Helotiales; Sclerotiniaceae. The record is from RefSeq and is a predicted model, not a curated record. The transcript has a single exon. Bases 1 to 801 code for a protein of 266 amino acids.
AUGACAGCCCCACCCACUCACCAACUUCCGUUUGAUUACAUCCACCUCCUCGACGCACACAUAUCCUCCCUUCCAGCAAACUCUCACCGUAUUCCACAGCAAAUAGCCCUCCGCGCCGUUCACUCUGCAAAAUUUUAUUCUCCUUCACAACACAUCGCUUCUCCACAACUCUUCUCCGUCAUUUCCUCACCCUCUACUCUCACCAUUGGCUCUCCAUACAUUAUUACCAUGACACUUCGACACGUCGAGAACCCCGCUGGAAAUCCAAAUUCUUUACCUGUUGUGUUUGACCUGCGGGAGUUUGGAUUAACAUUUAGUGAGAAAGAGACCAGUAAAAUGGGAAACUGGAUCUUACUGAGAAAACGGAGUUCAGGCUCUACCGAAGAUAGAAGACAAAUAGAGGGAGAGGAAAUCGAUUUAUCACCCUCCAACCCAACACCCACAGAAUUCGGUUUCCCAAUCUUCUCAGCAGAUUCUAAUUUUGAACUCAACGACAUGCAACUCGGCGUGAUUGAAAGAGAAGAUGAAGAAUUCAUAUCGUUAGGGGUUGGCGAGAGUAAGACGUUCAAAGUAAAUUGGGCGCUGAGUGAGGAGCAAGAGGAGAAGUUGGAGGUGGGCGAAAAAUAUAAGUUAUGUUAUAAAGGAGGGUGGAAUUUCUGGUGGGAUUUUGGGACGGUGGAAGAAAUGGAGGAACAAGAGGGCAGGAGAAAUACGUGGAGAAAUAUGAAGAAGGGCGAGAAGCGAUUGUGGAUUCCUUGUACAAACUUGGUGGAGUUUGAGGUGCAAGACAAAGGCGAGUAG